Molecule: messenger RNA, 2109 nt
Organism: Malassezia globosa CBS 7966
Lineage: Eukaryota; Fungi; Basidiomycota; Malasseziomycetes; Malasseziales; Malasseziaceae
Exons: 1
Coding region: 1-2109 (702 amino acids)
Biological process (GO): intracellular signal transduction; protein phosphorylation
Cellular component (GO): cytoplasm
Molecular function (GO): protein serine/threonine kinase activity; ATP binding
Source: RefSeq, a predicted model, not a curated record
AUGUCGCCUUCCAUGGCUAAAUCCGCACUGACAUAUGACGACGAAGACAGUCCGAAUGACUCGACUUCUAGCCCUGCCUCCUCUGCCGCUUUAUCUUUGCGUUCCUUGUCAGCAUGUGACAAUGAACGCACACAUCAAGGGAUUUUAAACCAAGCAAGUCCUUUUCGCUCGACAUUUCAGCCACAAGCACACGAUUAUAGAGCCCUUUCUGACCCUGCACCAUCAAAUUCCCGGUUGCGUCCUGGAAUCACUGAACAGGAUCUAGGGAGUCCCAAGUCCCGUUUAUUAUCGUCACCAGAAAUACCGGAUUCUCAGCUUUACUCAACAAGUUUUCCCACUGUCUCGGUUGAUGCACACGAAAUGCCUAUUUCAGCUGAAUUGGCAAGUGCAGAGGGGCCCAGAAUCUCACUUCGGUCACCAGUUCCCCAAAGACCUUUGCCAGGCUCUCGGCGCGAGAGUGGUUCUGACUUGGAUACAUCACUGAAUGAUGUGCCUGUUCGAAGACAUAUGGGUUCCUUUUAUUUGCGAAAACAAUCUUCAAAUCCGGAUCUAUCGCAUUCCAUCCGGUCUAUCGACUCCAUAAUUGAUGACGAUUGCAACAGCAUAGGGCAAGGAGAAUCACGUUUCCGAAUAGGCCCUAUUCGGUUCUUUUCACGUUUUUUUCAUGACGACGUGCCACGGGGCACAAGAAGCGGAAGUACCUCACCAAAUUCUUUCAGUCCGCCUUCGUCUUCCUUGCAUCCAGGCGCAUCUUUUCGAGGCUUGAACGAUUUACGUCGAAGUUUUAAUAUGGGUCGACCAAGCAGCUUGGCUCAGACUUUGGGUUUAUCAGCUAAACAGGCUCUUCCGCGACCCCCGCGUUCUCCAAUGGUUUCGGCGAUUGCUUCUAAAAACUUGGAAGUUGAUGAUGAUGACAUUCAUGAGAUCCACGGCCUCACGACACGUAGUUCUACCCCGGUUCGUUCAUUAUCGCCUCCAACGAUGCCGAAUCAAGUUUAUACAAGUUUUUGUCCGGAGGCGGGACUUGCCAAGUUGAAUAUUCAAGAUUCACACGCAUCUGAUGUGCAAAAUAUGAGUGCUUAUGAACUCGGGGAAGAAAUCGGGAGUGGCGCAUACGGAUUCGUUCGACGGGCUCGUUCUCGCGACCGAGGUGAGGAAGUUGUUAUCAAGUAUAUUUUUAAAAGUUCAAUAUUUGCAGAUUCGUGGCGUCGGCAUCGCAUCUAUGGAACAAUUCCUGGAGAGAUAUUUGUGUUAUUACAGUUGCAACACACAUCCUAUACUCCACCGCCAUCGCCUCCACGUUAUAUUGCAAAUAAGUCGCGUUGGGAACAGGUUCGCGAUACGGUGUUAGCAGAGCAAAGUCAAGGGCACACCACUGGACAUCCUGGCAUAUGUAAACUAUUGGAAUUUUUUGAGGAUAAUGAUUAUUAUUAUAUGGUAAUGCCUCGUUUUGGAAAUGGUCAAGACUUGUUCAAUUAUGUGGAAUCAUCUCCAUAUGGGCUAGAGCCACGAGAAGUUCGCAGCUUCUUAGGUCAGGUUGCAGAUGUGAUUGCUUUCAUGCAUUCGAACGGGAUUGUCCAUCGGGAUAUUAAAGAUGAAAAUGUAAUAUUGGAUUCAUACGGCAUGGUGCAGCUUAUCGAUUUUGGGGGGGCUGCACGUAUUCGCCCUGGUCUGAUGUUUGAUACGUUUAGCGGCACGAUGGAUUAUGCAGCACUUGAGAUACUUCGUGGCGAGAAAUAUUCUGGACCACCUCAAGAUGUUUGGGCCUUCGGAGUCCUAGGCUAUGUGUUAGUUUGCGGUGAGUGUCCAUUCGCAAAUGUGGAAGAAGCAAGUGUGGGCAUGUCAGCCGGGGCGCGACCUUUACUUGUGCUUCAACAUUUUUGCCUCGAACAAAGCCCUGGCGUUCACAGCCUUGCUAAUUCAGACUCGUCUCAAGACGAGAAUAUACCCCCGCCAGAUAAUGGCGGUCAUUUCUCUCAAUUAUGUGACCUGAUUUGUCAGUGUUUACAACAUGAUCCCAGUAUGCGGCCCUCAGCUAAUGAUAUCCUUCAUCACGCGUUUCUGUUCGGUAAUCAGGGAUGGAUGGGUCCGUGCGGCUGGCGUCAUUAA